Molecule: messenger RNA, 1658 nt
Organism: Scleropages formosus (Asian bonytongue)
Lineage: Eukaryota; Metazoa; Chordata; Actinopteri; Osteoglossiformes; Osteoglossidae
Product: calcium release-activated calcium channel protein 1-like
Exons: 2
Coding region: 796-1350 (184 amino acids)
Biological process (GO): store-operated calcium entry
Cellular component (GO): membrane
Molecular function (GO): store-operated calcium channel activity
Source: RefSeq, a predicted model, not a curated record
AGCAAAGAUUAAUGAAAAUACUUGCAUUUGAAAUUUCUUACAUAAAUAAUAUGUAAGUAAGAAAUAGUCCUGAUCUGUGUGUGUGUGUGAGAACGCCCACUGCGGAGUCUUUCUCCAGCGCGGUUCCGGUCACCACGCGCCGUCCUCGUGCGUUUCUACGCGCGAGGCAGAAACGAGACUCCUAAGUUCUGCGAAUUCCGACUGACGUACAGAGCACGUGCAAGACGUCCGCCUGCGGGUUUUUUUUCUUUUUUUUUUUCUUUUUUUUUUUUUAAGAAAAAGUGGGAAGCGGGCGCUCGUGACGUGACGGCCACACGCUGGGGCUGCGGGGCGCCGCUGGUCCCCGAGGCCGGCGAAUCCAGGUGAAAAAGGGGCGGCCGACGGUGCGAGGAGGUGUGUCUCCCGGGGAAUCGCAGUGCGGCUUCGCACCGGCGGUGCGCGUGCGACCGUUCCUCGCACGUGACCCUUGGAUUUCUUGCACACAUACAGGAAAUUUGGUUUCGGUUCACAGUGGCUCAUGGUGUAGAGUAGACAAGAUAUGUACAUACAACCAGUGCAAAGAUGCAUUGGCAGUACAGGAGAAUGAGAAAAUAAUGAGGGAGGGAAUAAGUUAAGAGGGAGAAAGUAUUGAUUUUUUUUUUUUUUUCUUCCCCUGUGCAAUCAGCUAUUCAUGGACAUGACAGCAUGGGGAAGGAAACUGUUUUUGUAUCCGGUUGUUUUGGCGCACAGUGAUCUGUAGCGCCUGCCGGAUGGGAGAAGUUUGAAACAGUUGUGGCCCGGGUGAGUGGGGUGGCGAUGGUGGAGGUGCAGCUGGAGGACGAGCACGUGUACCCCCCCGGGCUGCUCAUCGCCUUCAGCGCCUGCACCACCGUCCUGGUGGCCGUGCACCUCUUCGCCCUGAUGGUGAGCACCUGCAUCCUGCCCAACAUCGAGGCCGUCAGCAACGUUCACAACCUCAAUUCGGUGAAGGAGUCGCCGCACGAGCGCAUGCACCGCCACAUCGAGCUGGCGUGGGCUUUCUCCACCGUUAUCGGCACUCUGCUCUUCCUGGCCGAGGUGGUGCUGCUCUGCUGGGUCAAGUUCCCGGUGCUCAAGCAGGACGGCGUCAAGCGCAACGGCACCCGCAACGAGGGCGUGGCAGCCGCCAUCACCUCCACCUCCAUCAUGGUGCCCUUUAGUCUGGUCUUCAUCGUGUUCGCCGUGCACUUCUACCGCUCGCUCGUCAGCCACAAGACCGAGCGCCAGUUCCAGGAGCUGGAGGAGCUGUCCAACCUGACGCGGCUCCAGGACGAGAUGGACCAGCGGGCGGACCCUUCGGCCCUGCAGCCGCCCGUCUCUCGCUUCCCGUAGAGAGCGGAAACUUUACCCCCCCUCCCCGAGUACAGCGUCGUGAGAUUCCUUUUAUUUUUUAUUCCCGCAUGAAGAGCCAAAAAUGAGUGUUUCGUAACGUGAUUAAUUCAUUUCCGAAUGCAAAGUAACAUUUCUGCUGCUGCAUUUUACUCACGUUUUCAAGACUCUUACAUAAUUAAUGAUGGAUGCUGCUGAAACGAUGCACGGCUUAAUUAUUGUUUUCGCAAAAACGAUAAUGUUUCAGGUUGAGCUCACGAAGCAGGUUACACUGUAAAUAUUAGUUUAGUUUUUUUUUUUUUUUUUUUUUU